UCUUGUAUUAAGCAUGGGAUUUGAUACAAUGGGCGGUUGGUUUCAGACAUGAUGAUUGAAGUUGAAGAGGGGACUGUGUAAGGCAGUGGUCGUUUUAGGGAUUAGUAUGGUUUUAACAAGUUCUUUUGGGGUACCUAUUGCAGAUACCUUGCUUAAAACAUCACAAGUCAGAUUAGAAGCAAGCAUCGAUAAAUCCUUCGGAGAAAUAUUAAGAAGUUCGAAAGAUUGCACCAAAGACUUUUGUCCAAGUGGUGCAUACUUUAUACAAGGAGGGGAUGGAGAAGAGCUUUAUGCUUUUGGAUCUUUACUCGGAGGACCUAAAAGUACAAUGGAUCAUGGAAUGACUGAUGAAUAUUCUACAACAAGAUAUGCCGUCCUUGUAGGAGAGGGGACUUACAGAAUGCCUGAAACUUUCAGACUUGGAUAUUAUACUCAGGUUGCAGGUGUUUCUGAAGAUAGAGAAAAGGUAGAAAUAUCUCCAGGGAUCGAAGUCAUCAAUAAUUGAUAUAAAGUUGGAGAUCCAGAUUGUAUCUCACCUGGAGGCCUUGAUAACUUCUGGAGAAGUAUUUCUAACCUUAAGCUUGAUCUCAGUGAACUCGGACGUCCAUUAUUCUUUGGAGUUUCUCAAGCCUCACCUCUUAGAGAUCUAACCAUCAGAGGUAAUAGUAUCUUGAUGUGUGAUAUUAAUAUGUUUGGCCUGUGCGGAAACACCAGUGGUGGCUUCAUCAGUGGAAUGGAUAUAGAUGGUAAUAUUGAACUAGGGUCUCAGCAACAGUUCUAUAUAACAGGAUCAAACUUCAAUAAAAUUAGGUCUGGAAGAUGGAAUGUAGUAUCUAAUAAUAACAAAGGAGGCUAUGACGGGAGAGGAGAGCGUUAUGUAAAAGAUCUCUGGGAAGGUUAUCCUUUAACUCAGACCAAAAGUGAAGCUAAUUUAAAGGCUCCCAAACUUGUACUCGAAGAAAAUGUAUGGAAAGUUGUAACUGACAAAGAAAGAAUGCUAGUCGAUGACUUCAUUGUGUUGUCUCUUGGUUCAAACGAAUCUCCAACUGUUGUAAGUGAGGAAUUGAUCCAACAAAUCAAUGAACAGCUUAUGGAUGGAGCUAAAGGAGUUAUUGUUGAGCCAGGAAUUUAUCACCUUGAAGGAACCCUUAAAGUUCCAGAUAAUAAGGUAUUUGUAGGUAUUGGGUUACCAGCCUUUGUUUGUCAGAGCACAUCGGGCAGAUGUAUGGAGACUGGAAGCGAAGGAGUACAUAUUCAAGGUAUUGUUUUCGAUGCAGGAGUAAAUGGAAAAUCUAGUGAUGAAUCAAAUAUCCUCCUUACUAUUGGAUCAUCUGGAAAUGGAGCUCUCAACAAUCCAUCAAUUUUGCAAGAUGUCUAUUGUAGAUCGAGUCGUACUGACCCUAAUCAAUCCUCUCCCCAAGCUUUUGCUUGUAUUGAGAUUAAUGCAGAUCAUACUAUUGGAGAAAAUUUAUGGUUAUGGAGAGCUGAUCAUGACAACCAAUCAAAAAUGAUUCCAUUCGAUGUCAACACCUGUGAACACGGACUUAUCGUAAGAGGUGAUAGCAUCAAAAUGUUUGGACUUUUCGUUGAACACUUCAACAAUUACCAGACUGUCUGGUAUGGAAAGAAUGGAGAGAUUAGGUUUUAUCAAUCAGAGAUGCCAUACUUCUUGACAGCUAACGGGGUGCAGCAAGUUGUAGAUUGCACUCAUCCUGACACUUCAGAAAUAAUCAAGCUUGAGGUCUGUGCAUCUCUCUAUAUAGACAAAUCUGCCACAGGAUUUAAAGGAGAAGGCAUUGGUAUUUAUAACUAUUUCCCUAAUUUUCUUAAUCAGAAGACAGUAAGGGCCAAAUCAGCAAUGGUAAUCAACAAUGAGGAUGUAUUUCUUAAGCAUGCUUUAAUAAUUUGGCUAAAUGGAGAUCCAGAUAGUGGCAUUGAUAGUGUUUUAAUAGACAAAGACGGUAAAUCUUAUCCUGAAGAUAGCUAUAUCUAUCAAGAGAUGAAAGGAUACGCAAUUCCUUCCUACCCUCCUGAUCAUACUUUAAAUUCAUCAGAUUAG
Molecule: messenger RNA, 2059 nt
Organism: Moneuplotes crassus
Lineage: Eukaryota; Ciliophora; Spirotrichea; Euplotida; Euplotidae
Source: the annotation of a GenBank genome assembly